Molecule: messenger RNA, 1746 nt
Organism: Podospora anserina S mat+
Lineage: Eukaryota; Fungi; Ascomycota; Sordariomycetes; Sordariales; Podosporaceae
Exons: 6
Coding region: 1-1746 (581 amino acids)
Biological process (GO): regulation of DNA-templated transcription
Molecular function (GO): DNA-binding transcription factor activity, RNA polymerase II-specific; zinc ion binding
Source: RefSeq, a predicted model, not a curated record
AUGGUGUAUCUGGGUAGACCCUCCAAGGGUUGUCAGAUGUGUAGGACCAGGAGGAUAAAGCCAACAUGCAACCAGUGUGCCAAGGCCCGUCGACAGUGUCCGGGAUACAGAGACGAAUUUGAUCUUCUACUUCGAAACGAAAACCAGGCGGCAGCCAGGAGGGCACUGAAAGCCAACACCGCCGCUGCUUCAUCCAGCAGCAGCAGCAGCAGCAAGAAAGCCACUGCUUCCAACAAGAACGCACAACCGCACCCCCGGCAGCAGGCAUUACAACUCUCUAGAUCCCAGACAGUAGCACUCACCAACUCUCUCAGCAUCCCAGUUGAAGACCUCGCCACUUGUCACUUCCUAUCUAAUUUUGUUCUGGUCCCGCCGCAAGAACAACACUCGGCAAGAGGGUACAAUCACUUUCUGCUUCCCUUGCUGCAGCAGUACUCGAACGGCACGAACAGAGAAGAAAUCACGCACCUCCAGCACGCAUUCAACGCCUGUGCUUUGGCUUCACUGGGGGAGAGAUAUGGAGCCCCCAGCCCCGGCCGCGGGCAUGGGCGUUUAACAACAGGAAAAGAAAAGGAGACGCUCCUUCGAAAGGGGGCUGAAGAAUACACGCUUGCUCUGAUGGCCACAAAUGCGGCUCUGAGGGAUCCAAUUCGGUGUAAAGAGGAUGGAACCCUGGCAGCUGUUUUGUUGCUGGGCAUGUUUGAGAACAUCACCGCCAGACAAGACACCGGGUCAGCCUGGGGUUCCCACGUCGAGGGAGCAGUCCAGCUCGUCAAGGCCCGAGGGAAGAAACAGCUCAAGUCAAAGCUGGGGGUGCAGUUAUUUGUCGUUGUACGGUCACAGCUAAUCAUCCACAACUUCAUCACUGCCACACCCCUCCCCAUGGGGGUUUCAUGGUGGUUAAACGAGGACGCAAACUCGGAUCCAACUGCCAACGCGUGCGAGCGACUCAACCUCUUGACGGCCGAACUGAGAAGCGAGGCGUACGGCUUCUUCUCCAGCCCACUAUCGUUCUCCUCCUCGCCAGCAUCCAUCGCCGCGGUCGAAGAGUUCCUCGCUCGAGCUCGAGCCCUCGAUGCCGAGGCUGUCGAAUGGUUCGCCACUUUACCCCGGUCCUGGCAAAUCGAAUCCAUCCCGUAUUCGUCAUCCGGCAACGAGAAUAUUUUUCCUGGUGUUGCGCAUGUGUACCCGGAUAUGUGGACCGCAGCCAUCUUCAACCUCGCACGUGCUACUCGAAUGGUGCUCAUGUCGAUCAUCGUGCGGUGUGCCGCGUUUUUGGUCCGGCCGGGAGACUAUCGGACCACGGCAGAGUAUGCCUUUGCCGCGAGGACGGCGAGCAGUGUGGUGAGUGAAGUGAUUGCGAGUGUUCCAUAUCAUCUUGGGCAUCUCCCGCCACGGAAAGACAAGAGGGGGAAUCCAAUAGAAAACAGUCUUAAUGGUAGAGGGUUGGGGGGGUAUUUCUUGACGUGGCCAUUGGCGUGUGUCGUUACUCACGAUCAUGUAACUGAUGCUCAACGGGAAUAUGUGCGGGGACGGUUGAGGUAUAUCGGGGAUGAGCAUGGGAUCAAGUAUGCGAGGGUGCUGUUUGGGGUUAACCUCAGGCUUCCGAGUAUGCUUAUCUUUAAGGAUGGAAAGCUUGCCGCUGCGGCGGCUGCAAGUAAAAUCCCGGGGGCGAACAGUGUUGGGGGUUCGGCCGGUGCUGUCAUGCGUGCGGCGGGUCUCACGAGUAGACUCAGAUCGGUGUGA